Protopolystoma xenopodis is the source of this 750-nucleotide messenger RNA. Lineage: Eukaryota; Metazoa; Platyhelminthes; Monogenea; Polystomatidea; Polystomatidae. The record is from the annotation of a GenBank genome assembly.
UAUGGAAUCUUCGCACAAUCGAAUAGUCUUCAUUACGUGGCAAUCCUCCUUCGGUUUCAGAUCAAAUGCGUUGGGCCACGUCUGCUACCUUUUCUUAAAACGGUCGGCAUCCUAUUCGUUAUUUUUCCAGAACGUGCCGAGACUCUAUCUUUCUGUUUGCUUAAAUGUGCUCCUAUCAUCUGCCUCCUCACCUUUGUUUACAUGUUUGGAAUAAACUCCACUCACGAUGGCUAUUACUCCCACGGUAUCUUUGUCGGCCUUUUGUGCAGCUUGCUAGGGGAUUUCAUGCUCGUUUGGCCAAGCUUAUUUGUCCCCGGUACCAUAGCCUUCGGACUAAGCCAUUGUGCUUAUUCUUGGGCAUUUGGCAUGACACCAUUUUAUCCGUAUAUCUUCUUAUUCUCCCUUGUUCCCUUCACGGUCACACUGGCCAUCACUAGUAGCAUGAGCACUAUCAUCCGACUUACCUGUAUUAUUUACUCGCUGGCACUCAGUAACAUGCUUUGGCGCGCAUGGUCUCGAGCUCAUCAUGAAAGCCGAAUCACUUGGACAUGGACAUCACUAGCCUCAUUUAUUGGCGCCUUUCUUUUUAAUUUAUCUGACGGUCUUCUUGCUUUUGAAUUGGCUUAUCAUCCCUCAAUCAAUCUAUAUCAUGGUGUAUUGGUUACCUACUAUGCGGCUCAGAUGUGCAUCACAGCCUCAAUUGUAGAUACUCGAAACGACGUCUGGAAAAGACUCCGAAUCGACAAUUAA